Messenger RNA from Rhincodon typus (whale shark), 4798 nucleotides. RefSeq names its product DnaJ (Hsp40) homolog, subfamily C, member 25 (gene dnajc25). Gene Ontology annotation, cellular component: endoplasmic reticulum membrane. The record is from RefSeq and is a predicted model, not a curated record. Bases 40 to 1107 code for a protein of 355 amino acids. Gene Ontology annotation, biological process: protein folding. The transcript is spliced from 4 exons. NCBI's taxonomy places the organism in Eukaryota, Metazoa, Chordata, Chondrichthyes, Orectolobiformes, Rhincodontidae.
GCGACCGCUAACGUAAGCUGUAGUGCCCAGGAACUGCGCAUGUGUGAUGACAUUGGUCGCCAGUUCGCUGACAUGGCGUCGGCGAGCAGGCGGUCUGUAGUGGGGUUGCUGCUUCGAUUUUGUGCCGUUUUCUCCACCCUCCUGGGCCAGGUCGAUGGCUUGGUGGAAGGCUUGUACUGCGGUGCUGUCUCUUGCUACGACGUCCUUGGAGUGUCGAGGGAUGCUGGCAAAAGCGACAUCGCCCGCGCUUACCGCCAGCUGGCCCGGCGCUUCCACCCUGACCGCUACCGGCCCACGGAAGCCGGGGAGAACCCCGAGGAGAAGUUCCUGCUGGUUGCCACCGCCUAUGAAACACUGAAGGAUGAUGAAGCCCGGAAGGAUUAUGAUUACAUGCUUGAUCAUCCUGAUGAAUUUUACAGACAUUACUACCAUUACUACAAGAGAAGGCUAGCACCCAAAGUGGAUGUCAGGAUAGUUAUAAUUGUGACAGUUUGUGCUAUAUCACUCUUUCAGUACUACAGCUGGUGGAGCAGUUAUAGUGAGGCCAUUCAUUAUCUCACUACUGUGCCAAAGUAUAGAAUCCAGGCCACAGAAAUUGCAAAGCAGCAAGGCCUGCUUAACAAAACUAAAGAAAAAGGGAAAAACAGACGCUCUAAGGAAGAAAUCAAAGAGGAGGAGGAGGAAAUCAUUAAAGGCAUUAUCAAAAAUAACAUUGACAUUAAAGGAGGCUAUCAGAAGCCACAGAUAUAUGAUAUACUCCUCUUCCAAAUUGUUUUGGCUCCUUAUUACAUCUGUAGGUAUAUAAUCUGGUAUUGCAGGUGGAUUUACCGUUUUCAUAUAAAACAAGAAGAAUAUGGAGAAGAAGAAAAGUUGUAUAUUAUUCGAAAAAACAUGAAAAUGUCACAAGGCCAAUUUGAUAGUCUAGAAGAUCAUCAGAAAGAGAUCUUCCUUGAGAGGAAGCUGUGGUUACGAGAAAACUUUGAGGUUUAUAAGCUGGAACAAGAGGAAGAACUCAAAAAAAAGGUAGCAUCAGAUCCACGAUGGAAACGGUAUCGGCGAUGGAUGAAAAAUGAGGGGCCAGGGAGGCUAACCUUCAUAGAUGACUAAAUACCUCUGCCUUACACUAGUGUUUACAGAAAAUGUCUUUUUAUUAAAAAAAAUGACUAUUUUGAUAAUGAAAAAUAAAUAUCACUGAUCUAAUAACUCAGGAUUCAGUUUAAACAGCAUACAGAUUCAGUUUUUUUUACAGCCCUAUUACAAUUUAGAUUCACCCCACAAAAAAUACAUUCCCAAAUUUUAGUGGAAAUGUGUAUUGAUAUAGAAUCUGACUGCGCUGUUUCUGUUAGUCGAAUUAUAUUUUUUUGCCUGGAAGGACUAACGUGGACAGAUUUUUACCGAUUUUGGUCACUUAUUCAUUCAAUAUAAAUAUAUUAAUAGGUGAGUUGGAAAUUGCAUUGCCAAGGAAUAGUUCACUGUAGAGUUUUUUGAGUUAUAAAUUAAAAUGUCUUAGAAAUCUAAAUGUGAGAUGAUGAUUUAAUUGUUGUUUAGCUUUCUAGGUGGAAGUUGAAAUAAUAGCUGUUCAACAUCAAAUGGCAGAAGCUUUUGGGGUGCCUGCAAGUUACUGUUUAUAUAUACUAGAAAAAUCAGUGGCUGCUCAAAUACAUGCAACUGGUUUGUAAACAAAUGCAGAUUACAGUUUACUUUUUUUACUUGCAGCCACCUUGUACAUUAUUUGUGAUUGGAUGCAAAUAAUUUUACCAUUAUUAAUUCCCUAUGACAAAAUUCAGAUUUGUUUCACAACAAUCAGUUGAGCUGACAAAGUAGGGGAUGGUGUGUUUUGUUUGGGCAAGUUCGUUCUUUUAACAUUUCCUCAUAGGAAGGACUUGAUAAUGGUUUUGUGAUAAUUUGCUGGUACUAGAAUAGAACCAUAGAAUCCCUACAGUGCAGAAAGAAGCCAUCUGGCUCAUUGAGUCUGCACCAACCUUCCAAAGAGCAUCCCAACCAGAGCUGGACCCCUUCCACUGGGCUAUUAAUCCUGUUAUUAUUAACCCUAAUCCAAGUAUAGCUGAUCUUCUGUUUAUGCAGUAUAGAUCAUGAUAGAACCUAUGCUGAACUAAGUACUUCCAAUUCAGAAUGCAGUGACACCAAUAUGGAAGACUAGUAUAGCUAAUCCUUAGUAACCACAGACUGAUUUUCUAGGAAAUAUUAAUUGAAAGGCAGAAUUUUGAAUGCUGGAAACCUGGAAGAAAUGCAGAAGUUAAUAUUAAUAGACAGCACCUUGAAGAGAAUAAUAUUAACAUUCAUGGUCAUCAACUUGUAUCACUAACUCUCUCUGCAGAUGCUGUCUGACCAAGUAUUUGCAGCAUUUUGUUUUUUAAUGGUUCCAUUAAAAUUUUAUAUAUAAUGAAGUGACUGGAUUGUUACAAAUUUAUCUCCGUGCUUGGUAAGGAAUGUUAAUAUGUACCUGCGCUUAACGAUGUUAGACUAAAUUGAGAUGGAUAAUGGAAUUUCAUUCAAAACAAUCCAUCUUCUAAUGUGCGUCUUCCUUGGCUGUCGAUCCUAAAAAUAACUUCUCAGACAAAGAGGUUUUACCCCUUGUAUAUAAAUUUGAAAUAUUCUGUCAUUAUGAUUUAGAAUGAGAUGCCAAAUCAAUUAUCUUAAUUACAAAAAUGAUUUUUAAAAAUAUGGAAUUAAAGGCAUGGAUUUGUCCGAUCUUACAAUUUUGGAAACAAAAUUAUCAUUUUUUUAUUUCUAGAUUUUGAGGAAGAAUAUCUACGUAGUAACCAAUAGAAGCAAGUAUUAAUAAAACAACGCACAACUGACAGUUCAGAAUGUCAUUAACUGCACAGUCUUUGAAAUGUAUUGCUAGUUAACCCACAAUAGAUUUUGGAAACCCCUUUUAGAUUGGUAGUAAUGCCUAUUCAUCAACAGGCAAUAAUACAAUGAAAGAUGUCACUGAUAUUUUGUAUACCAAUCGUAUUGAAACUAUGGAGGAGAAGGUGGUUGCAUCAUACGGUGGGUCAAUACAAUUUUGCUCACUAACAAAUGUAAAUCACUAAAAGCUACUUCAUUUUCAUUAGUAAACAAUAACUAGGAUGUUAUUUUGGAUUUAGAAUUCAAAACAUCUCACAGUUCACCAAAGAUGCUGUAAUAGUUUCAUUGAGAAUAAAGCUCUCGCUUGAUUGGCUAUUUAAAAUCUGAGUUUUGAUAGAAAAAUUUGAAUUUAUUUGGCACCUUUAAUACAGCAAAAUAUCCGAGGUGCUUCACAGGAAAUAGAGAAAAUAACUUGCAUUUAUUUGGUGCCUUUCAUAUCAUAAGGAUGACCAAAAGCACUUUACAGCCAAUGAAACACUUUGAAGUGUAGUCACUGUCAUAGGAAAUGUAAUGGCCAAUUUGCACACAGCAAGGUGGUAAUAACCACAUGAACUUGUAUUGUUGAUUGAGGGAUAAAGUAUUGUCCAGAAUAUCAGAGUGUACCUUUUCUCCUUAAAUAAUGCUAAGGGACCAGCAGCACUGCAUUGGCAUAUUGGCCUUGGAUUUUGUGCUCGGGUCCUGGACUGGUAUUUGAACCCACAGUCUUCUGACUCAGGGUAAGGAUGCUGUCAAGUGAGCUGUGGUUCAGGAGAAUUAGCGGACAGAGUUUGACACUGAAUCAGUAUUAGGACAGGUGGCCAAAAAUUUAGUCAAGGAUCAUGUUUUCCCAUUGCAAUAUGUAAAAAGAGAACGAUAGCAGACCUCUCUCUUCUUCAGGGAAGAGCAGUUGCCUUCAAUGUGUCAACGUGCUUAGAUGAUACUUGUACUGUACAAAUCAAGAAGCUUCCAGGUUCAAAACUUGGUCUUUGUUAACUUAAAAUUUGAUGGGGUGUGUAGUGAUACAAAAUUUCCAUGCACCCCUGGUUUGGCAAAGGGAACGUCAGGCUCCUGAUUACUGAUCGUUUAUCUGCCUUGAUAAGUGUGCUGUAUGGAUAACAGGUGAAAACAAGAUUAAACUAACCUACUUUAAUUUCCUUGGUGUAACUGCCAAACCCCACAAGAGUUGUUGAUCUUAUCAAGGUUUUGCAUGUGAAUUGUGACCACUUAGGCAACUGGUAUUGAAAUCUUGCCGAUAUUUAUCCCUUAGCCAUACUGCAGGGAAGAAAAUUCCAAUGAUUAUCACGUUGGCCCUGGGAGCUUGCUGUCAACAAAUUGACUGCACAUUAAGAAUGUUGCUUUUUCAACAGUGAUUGCACUACAGCUCAUUACUGCAAAGCAUUUUUGACAGCCUGAGGUGAAAAGCCCUAUGUAAAGGCAAAGGUAUUCUCUCUAACUCUACCUCUUAAAGAAAUCAAUGCCGUAAGAGGAAGUAACUGGUGGAAGAAACAGUUGAUAGAAUAGCAUUGGUGACACUUUGUUUUGGAGGCUGUAAGAUAUUGUUUGUUUGAACAAAUAUUCAGCAAGAUAUGAAAAUCUACAUUUUGAGGGAAUGUGUUCUGGAAAAACUGCCUGUCUGAUUUCUCUUGUUGAAAUGCAUUGUUGCAUUUUGCCAAACAUUCUGUAACGCUUGUUCUAAUAUUAUGCUAAUUGAGACUUAAUGACAGUUUCAGAAUUAAUUCACUGGGAUUAGAAUCUCUCUUUUUGCUCUGUCUGACUUAAUUUAUUUUUUUCUUGCUUUAUACUGAAUUUUGAUUUUUGAAUUAUUGCUGAAAUGUCUCAAUGUAUAGUACAGCAGGAAAAUUGGUCAAUAUAAUUAUCAAAUUGAAAUUGCUAUACUCUUCAAAAACAUUUUCCUGAUACUCAAUAAACGAGACAGUUGGCCGCA